AUGCGCAAGUACUUGCCACCGUUGAACUUCAUCACCAUCCACUAUGCCUAUUUCAUCAUCGUAUGUCUCAUCAGCUCCGUCAUCUUCUGGCGCUCAUCAGACGUUGCCUCCCCUGUCAGCUACACGGAUAGUCUGUUUCUCGUGGUGUCUGCCAUGACUGAGGCCGGGCUGAAUACGGUCAAUCUCAGCGCCUUGACGACCUGGCAGCAGACGAUACUAUUCCUCCUCAUCAUGCUGGGUAGCACCAUCUGGGUUUCCAUGUGGACCGUCUUGGCACGCAAACACGUCUUCGAGAAGCGUUUCGACGAUAUUGUGCGCAUCGAGUACGCCCGCAAGCUCAGCCAAAGGGGGAGUGGCAUAUCGCUGACUCUGCCGAAGCUGCGCAAGGCCAUCUCGUUCCGCAAAGCGCAAACCGUUGCCAAGGCGAUGCCAAGACCUCGGCGCGCAUUGUCCUUACCCGAUUUGGAUCCCGCGGAGCCGCCCGGCCCCGACAAUACUGACAGACACAUCUUCUUUGUCGACACUCCGCACAGAGCAGAAGACAGCAGUGCCACUUCUACGGGCACUUCCUAUUUCAGCCAGAAUAGGCCUACGCGCAGAAAUGGCGUUCCCAAGACACCGGCAGACCAGGACCGGGUUGAACUCAGCAUCCGGCACUUCCUUGGGAGCCGCUCUUCUAGUCGCAAUGGCCAGUUUCAUAGCCUCACCAGCGAGGAACGUGAAAACCUUGGCGGGUGCGAGUACCGUGCUCUGAAAGCCCUUGCGGUCUUAGUACCUCUCUACUUCUUUCUGUGGCAGUUCCUGGGGUGCGUCGCACUAGGAGCAUGGAUAAAUAACUACAUGCCCGACACGGCAAAGGCGAACGGUAUCAACCCGUGGUGGCUCGGCAUCUUCAACGGCGUCUCAGCCUUCAACAACUCGGGCAUGUCACUUCUAGAUGCAAAUAUGAUCCCGUUCCAGAACGCCUACUUCGUCCUUAUCACAAUGGGGCUUAUGAUCCUGGCCGGCAAUACCGCAUACCCUCUCUUCCUCCGUCUCAUUGUAUGGACUGGCCUAAAGCUCUUGAAGGCUGUGACUAGCGAUGAUGCCUAUGACGAUCUCAAGGCCACGCUAGAGUUCAUUCUCAAGUACCCUCGACGAGUGUAUACGAACCUAUUUCCGUCUCGUCCUACCUGGUGGCUUUUCUUCAUGCUCACCUGCCUGAAUUCCAUUGAUUGGGUGGCGUUUGAGAUUAUGAACAUUGGUAAUCCAGUCAUCGAGAGUAUUCCAACAGGCUCUCGCAUCCUAGACGGCCUAUUUCAAGCCCUCGCCGUCCGGUCUGGCGGCUUCUACGUCGUGCCCAUAUCCCAGAUCUAUAUCGGCCUCCAGGUGUUGUAUGUUAGCAUGAUGUACAUCUCUGUGUAUCCCGUCGUCAUCACAAUGCGCCACUCCAACAUUUACGAGGAGCGCUCGCUCGGCAUCUACAGUGGCGAUGGGUCUUCCAUGCCCGAUGCCGACCCCGAGGCCGCUGCACCGCUCCACACUUUCAACACUAACGACAUACAGCCCAUGGGUCCAAAUCUCCGAACCUUCACGUGGAACGGUGUCGGCGCCCCGCCGGCAAUCAGCAGCAGCAGACGAAACAGUCGCCUCGGCUUCAUCAGCCAGCAAAUCCACGGGCAGAUGGCUCACGAUAUCUGGUGGCUGGUGUUGGCCGUCCUCGUAAUUACCACAAUCGAGACUUCGCACUUCAUGGCGGACCCAGUGGCAUUUUCAGUAUUCAACAUUAUCUUUGAGGUUGUGUCAGCCUAUGGCACGGUCGGGAUCUCUGUUGGGAUUCCGAGGGACGCCUAUAGCUUCUCCGGAGCCUGGCACACUGGUAGCAAGCUUGUUUUGUGCCUUGUCAUGCUACGUGGAAGGCAUCGCGGGCUGCCGGUUGCAUUGGAUCACGCGGUGAGGCUGCCAGGGGAGCACUUACAUCGAGAUGAAGAGGAGGACCACCAGAUACGGAGAACCAUGAUGGGGCCACGGAUGAAUCUCAAUCCAUAA
Molecule: messenger RNA, 2028 nt
Organism: Fusarium vanettenii 77-13-4
Lineage: Eukaryota; Fungi; Ascomycota; Sordariomycetes; Hypocreales; Nectriaceae
Exons: 6
Coding region: 1-2028 (675 amino acids)
Biological process (GO): potassium ion import across plasma membrane; intracellular potassium ion homeostasis
Cellular component (GO): plasma membrane
Molecular function (GO): high-affinity potassium ion transmembrane transporter activity
Source: RefSeq, a predicted model, not a curated record